GGCCUCACCUGGCUGCCCGCCUUCUUCCCCCACGUGCUGGGCGUCUACGUCACUGUCCGGCUGGCUGCAGCGUACCCCCACCUCCAGUGGUUUUACGGGGCCUUGGGCAUGGCCAUCAUUGGCGCCAGCUCCUGCCUGGUGCCAGCCUGCAGGAAUUUCAAGCAGGUCAUCAUUCCCCUCUGUGGCAUCUGCUUUGGCAUUGCCCUGGUGGACACAGCCCUGCUGCCCACCCUGGCCUUCCUGGUGGACGUGCGCCACGUCUCUGUCUACGGCAGCGUCUAUGCCAUCGCAGACAUCUCCUACUGCGUAGCAUACGCCCUGGGGCCCAUCGUGGCUGGCCAGAUUGUGCACACCAUGGGCUUUGCACAGCUCAACCUCGGCAUGGGGCUUGCCAAUGUGCUUUAUGCCCCUGUCCUCCUCUUCCUCAAAAAUGUCUGCCAGAUGAAACCCUCUCACUCAGAGAGGAACAUCCUCCUUGAAGAAGGACCUAAGGGACUUUAUGACACUAUCAAAAUGGAGGAGCGCAAAGGCAUGGGCAAAAGCCUUCAUCCAGCGGGUGAGACAGAGGAGAAUGGCACGGACUCUUACCGCAGAGACCUGACAGGGGUGUCCGAGGAGGACUCAUCAGACUAUGAGUACAGUUAG
Molecule: messenger RNA, 645 nt
Organism: Pterocles gutturalis (yellow-throated sandgrouse)
Lineage: Eukaryota; Metazoa; Chordata; Aves; Pterocliformes; Pteroclidae
Gene: SLC18A3
Product: solute carrier family 18 (vesicular acetylcholine transporter), member 3
Exons: 1
Biological process (GO): chemical synaptic transmission
Cellular component (GO): AP-1 adaptor complex; AP-2 adaptor complex; terminal bouton
Molecular function (GO): acetylcholine transmembrane transporter activity
Source: RefSeq, a predicted model, not a curated record